Molecule: messenger RNA, 1027 nt
Organism: Mya arenaria
Lineage: Eukaryota; Metazoa; Mollusca; Bivalvia; Myida; Myidae
Exons: 5
Coding region: 61-693 (210 amino acids)
Source: RefSeq, a predicted model, not a curated record
UUACUUGGACUCCAUUGACAAUCAUCGUGUCACUGUUUCGCGGUUGUUUCUGUUAUCAAAAUGAGAGCUGUAGUUGUGUGUGUGUGUGUGUUGAUGCUCUGUUGUCCUCUUGUAUGCUUUGGAAAGCUGAUUAAUAUCCCAGGGGGCAUGCCAAUCGCUGACUUCAACAGCAAGGUUGUUGGGAAAUACCAACGUCAAGUCUACUUGGCAGUACCUGUCAUAAAUGGUGCGCCAAUCUAUGCGUCUGCUCUAGGCUACCAGUUCAAGUUGCAACAACUGGGAGUCCCAAACAACUACAAGAAAACCGCGAUUUUCGAUGUCGCGAAUGUAGAUUCGGUCGCACUACGAAAGUGUCUCACAAUCACUAACUACUUCACAAAUAUUGUAGACGAUGGUUCAACCGUGCUCAAUUUGAUUAAUGGAACUCGAACAGUUAUCUACUGGUCGUCAGACGUAGAUAGCUACACAUUGGUGCUACGAUGUUAUAAUAAUGAUGGCCUACCAGUACCACAAAAGUGCAAGCCAGAAGAUACGGAGAUAGGACUGUCCGUACCGCAAACACUUGACAAACUGAAAUGGAGCAUGGUAUUGGAAGACCUUGAGGCUGCGGAUGUUGAGUUCGGGGACGACCGGUUUCAAUGGUUUUUCAAUUUCAACUAUGGGAAAAGCACGUGUGUGGGCGGAUCAGAUUGAUUGCGGCAAGGACAAAGUCUUCAGGUGUCAUCAAGUGCAAUUGAACUUUUACUUUUCUUUUGUUUGCCUGUAUUUGAUCCUACCUUGAUUUCCUUUCUUUAAAAUAAACAGCACAUAUGAAUAUUCACGAAACAAAAACAACAUUAACUACAACAACAACAACAACAAUAACAACAACAAAUAUAUAAUUCUAUUAUAUGUGUACCUUUUGGCAUAAACCUUUAAUGCAAUAUUAUUGUUCAAACAGGAAUUGUAUUAUUUUAAAUAUCUUUGCUUAUAUUUUUUGAUUUGCUGGAACUUGUAUUUGAAACUCGAAAUAAAGACUUAAAGAAAU